UUUUUUAAAAAUUUUUUGGCCCCCUUUUUUUUUGAGAAUGAGUAUGGGGUUGAAGGUGAAAAGUUAGAGUUUUGAGAAAAGGGUUUUUUGUUUUUGAGGUUUUUUUUUUGUGGGUAUUUUUUAUUUUGUGUGGAAAUGGAAAAGAUUGUUGCUUUUGAGCAAAAUGAUUCGGUAAAUGGUAAAGAAAGAAACCGGGUUGAUGAUAAUGUGAUUUUUGAAGGUGAAAUUGUGAAAACCCUUGUUAAUGAUGAUGAUGAUAAUAAAGGGGGUUUUGUAAUGGAAGAAAACGGCGAAAAUUGUGUAAUUGUUGAGAGUAAGUUGGAUUGUCAUAAUGAGGAUAUGAUUCUUGGGGUUAAUGAUAAUAAAGGGGGUUUUGCAUUGGAUGAAAACGGUGAUGAUAAAAGAGGUUUUGUAGCGGAAGAAAGCGGCGAAACUGUUGCUAUUAUUGAGAAUAAGAUGAAUUGCCAUGAUGAAAAUAUGAUCCUUGUUGAUAAUGGUGAUAAAGCAGGUAUUGUAAUGGAAGAAAACGGCGAAAAUGGUGUAAUUGUUGAGGAUAAGAUGGAUUGGUAUGUUGAAAGUGUGAUUCUUGUUGAUGGUGGAGAUAAAGGUGAAAAUGGUGCUAUUGUUGAGAAUAAGAUGAAUUGUCAUAAUGAGGAUAUGGUCCUUGGGGUUGAUAGUGAUAAAGGGGCUUUUCCAAUGGAAGAAAACGGCAAAACUGGUGUCCUUGUUGAGAAUAAGGUGAAUUGCCCUGAUGAGAGUACCAUCCUUGGAGAUGAUGGCGAUAACAGAGGUUUUGUAAUGGAAGAAAAUGGUGAAAGUAGUGUAAUUGUUAAGAAUGCGAGGAAUUGCCAUGGUGAAAAUGCGAUCCCUGUAGCUGGAAAGGAGGAAAACCUUGUGGAUCAUGCUGAUGGUAAAGGGAGUUUUGUAAUGGAAGAAAGUUUUGUUAAAAAUAGAAGGUUCCAUGAUCAAAUACGAGACAGGGUGAUAGUUCUUGGUCUUCAUUGUAAUCAUGGGGGUCCAAAAUGGAAACCGAGAAAGAUUUCUGAAACUAAAGCUUGUAAAAAUAUAAGGGUUGGUGAGAGUCCAGUCAUGGGAUUCAAUUCUGAUGAAAAAGAUCAGAAUCAUGUAAGUGAAGCUUCCAACAAAAAUGAGGAAGGUGAGAAUAAUGUAAUUUCUGAACAGAGUAUAAAGAAUGAGAAGAGGAAUCGGCUCAUUCUCAGUGAUAAUGGCGAUGUUAUUAAAGUUUUGUGUCCCGUUCCACCAAAGAGAUCAGAGGACAAGAAAAAGCUCAUUGAUGGCGAGAAUGGUGUUGGUAUUAAAAGCAACCACCGUGGUCGACCAAAGGGUGCGAAGGACAAGAAAAAGAGGGUUCGAAGAUUUCGUCAUAAAAAUGAUGCUAGUCAAAUUAAGACCAUGGUCGAUGUAUAUGGUAGUGGUGAUAAUAAGGAUUCAAUUGAUGGACCAGAUUUGAAGGAACCAUGUACUGUUGAAAAAGAUCAGAAUAAUGUGCACGACCCUUUGAAAGGAGUUUCAGAAAGUAAGUUGCGAGUGAAAAAACGAGAGAGGGCGGUCACUGGACUUAAUGGUUCAAAGAGCAAGGCUAGGCGUAAGAAAAAUGUUGAUGAAGUUGUGGUUGCUGGAGUCAAGGCUGAGAAUGAUUCUCUGGUUGUCGAGAAUGGACUCCAAACACUAGUAGCUGGCGACUUUGAUCAAACUGGAGCUAGUGAAAUUAAAUUUGAUAAUUCUGGUGUUGUGGAAGAUCAGACUCAUGUACUCGAAGCUGCUAACAGACAUGUUGGUAUUAAAGGCAAGCAUCGUGGUCCUGGUCGACCAAAGGGUGCAAAGAACAAGAAGAAGACGGAGCAAAAAGUUCCUCAUAUUGGUGAAAAUAAAGUUAGUCAGGAUGAACAUGGUAGUGGUGCUAAUGAGAAUUUAAUUGAUGGAUCGGCUUCUAAGGAACCGGAUACUGUUGAACAAGAUCAGAAUCAUGCAGACAACACCUUAAACGGAUUUUCAGAAAGUAAGUUACAAGUGAGAAAACGAAAGAGGGUGGUCACCGGACGUAAUGGCACAAAGAGCAGGGCUAGGCGUAAGAAGAAUGUUGAUGAAGUUGUGGUUGCUGAAGUCGAGGCUGAGAAUAAUCCUUUGGUUGCUAAGAAUGAGCUACAAAGCAUUGUAGCUAGUGAAGUUGAUCAAACUAGAGCUGGUGAUAAUAAAAUCAAUGAUUCUGGUGUCGUGGAAGAUCAGACUCAUGUAGGUGAAGCUGGCAACAAAAAUGUUGGCCGUAAGCGUAGAAUCCGUAGAUCCACUAAGAUUAAAGUUAAGGGAAAACCACGGAUAAGGAAACCACGGUUAAUUGUAGCUGGCGAAAUCUUGGAUUAUUCAGUGGUGAAAGAAUGUAAACCCCAAGUAAAGAAAGGGGAUGAAACCAUCCCAACAAGGUCCAGAGGCUGCACUAAGAGGUCUAUUGAUGGUUCUGAAGAAGUCAACGCGGAUGCAGGAGUAUCAGGUGCCACAAAAAAACACGCCAAAUUAUAUGCAGGUGUUUCAAAUAGACAUCAGGGGAGUUUGAUGUGUCACCAGUGCCGCUUGAAUGUUUAUAAAAAAGUUGUCUUCUGUUCAAACUGCAAAAGGAGACGGUACUGUCAUGGAUGCAUUGUAAAUUGGUAUCCAGAGAGAACAAAAAAGGACGUAAAAGUUGCCUGUCCAUAUUGUCGUGGCAAUUGCAAUUGCAGAGCGUGUCUUCAUGCAAAUGUAGUUGUAAAGGCUACUCAUAAAGAAGCCAAUGAGGAUAUCAGAUUUCAAAGGUCGCUUUAUUUGCUUUCAAAAACUCUGCCUCUUUUGAGGCAUAUAAAAGAGGAGCAGAGAUCUGAGCUCAUGGUGGAAGCUGGCAUACGUGGUGUUGAUGUGACGGAAGAACAUGUCCCCAAAGCUAUAUUUGAUGACGAUGACAGAGUGUAUUGUGACAACUGCAAUACAUCAAUUGUGAAUUUCCACAGAAGUUGCCAAAACCCUGAUUGUUCUUAUGAUAUUUGUCUCAAUUGCUGCCGUGAGCUCAGAGACGGCAUCCAGCCUGGCGGUACUGAAGCCGACUCUUCUUUUCAGCAAUUUCGUGACAAUCUUCAACUUCAGGGUACAGAUUCAAAACAGCAUUAUUUUGGUUGGAAAGCUGACUUUAGAGCAGACACUACUGUAGCUGAUAAUUCCGUAGACUUCCCUGUUUGGAAAGCAAAUGCAAUUGGAAGUGUCCCAUGUCCUCCAAAAGUUCGUGGAGGCUGCGGUAAUGGAAUACUAGAAUUGAGAAGAAUGUUUGAAGUUAACUGGGUGGAAGAACUUGUUUCAAAGGCAGAGACUUUGACUUCCAAUUUUCAGAUGGUCAAUGGUGACAUUAUGGAAGGAUGUACGCUUUGUUCAAGCAAUGAAAAUCUUGAUACUGUUAGGAAAUCGGCUUCUAGGAAGGGUAGUAAUGAUAAUUUACUUUAUUGCCCUAAUGAUAUUGAUUUAGAAGAUAAUGAUUUUGAACAUUUUCAACUGCAUUGGAGGAGAGGUGAACCAGUCGUGGUAAGAAAUGUUGAACAAAAGACGUCUGGGCUUAGUUGGGAACCAAGGGUGAUGAUGCGGGCUUUUAGAACAGCUAAAAUUAAGUUAAAGGAAGAGAAUAGAUCUGUUAAGGCUAUUGAUUGCUUGGAUUUGUGUGAGGUUGAAAUUCAUCUUAACCACUUCUUUAGGGGAUACGUAGAGGGUCGUAAACAUCAAAAUGGAUGGCCAGAGAUGUUAAAGCUCAAGGAUUGGCCACCAGCAAAUACAUUUGACGAGUGUUUGCCAAGGCAUUGCGCAGAGUUCAUUGCAAUGCUUCCUUUCAGUGAUUAUACUCAUCCACGAUCAGGUCUUCUCAAUCUUGCUAACAAACUUCCCGAUGGUUAUCCAAGGCCAGAUUUGGGUCCUAAAUCUUAUAUUGCUUAUGGGUUUCCUGAGGAGCUUGGUAGAGGGGAUUCAGUGACCAAACUACAUUGUGACAUCUCUGAUGCGGUAAACAUACUGAUACACACAACCAAAGUAAAAGUUUCUUCUGUGCAACUAAAAAAUAUUGACAAGUUGCAGAAGCAAUACAAAGAUGAAGAUCGGUAUGCCAUCUCUGGUAUUGCUCAUGAGCCAUUAAGUACUCUCACAACAGAACCAUCAAAAGAGCCAUGUAAUGUUGACUCUGUGAAUUCCUUGUGCUUGCAAAAAGAUGUUGAUCAAAAUGGGGCUUCAAAGGUUGAAGAUCAUAUUAAUCGUUCAUGCCCGGAAGGUAGUGGACCCUCUGGCUCAGCCUCGUUGGAAGGAACAGAAGAACCAGAAGGUUAUGCACAAAGUGAUGAUGGUGGUUCUGAUAUUGAAUAUGGUGGGGCCGUAUGGGAUAUCUUUCGUAGGCAAGAUGUACCGAAGUUGACUGAAUACAUUAACAGGCAUCAGAAAGAAUUUCGUGGAAUUAACAAUGCUCCUGUGACAUCUGUUGUUCAUCCCAUCCAUGACCAACAAUUUUAUUUUGAUGAACGGCACAAGAAACAACUGAAGAAGGAGUUUGGUGUGGAACCUUGGACAUUCGAGCAAUAUCUUGGUGAAGCUGUUUUCAUCCCUGCAGGUUGUCCACAUCAAGUUAGAAAUAGACAGUCAUGCAUUAAAGUAGCCCUUGAUUUUGUGUCGCCUGAUAAUGUUGAAGAAUGCAUCCGCUUAACAGAAGAGUUUCGUCUACUCCCGAAAACUCAUAGAUCGAAAGAAGAUAAAUUAGAGGUGAAGAAGAUGGGGCUAUAUGCUGCAAGUGUUGUCAUUGAUGAAGCAAAUAAAUUGAUUCUAAAACAAAAUUCUGAAUCACAACCUGACCAUCCUCCAAUAGACGAAGGCAAUAAGAACUUGGAGCAAGAUGCUAAAUCAAUGGAAGCUGUUGACUCAACAGAUAUGUUUUUACAACAUGUAGAAUCCUAAAAUGGUAAUAUUAGGCGUCUUUGUAUCAAUGUUGUAAUCUAAUGUAUCAGGAAGUACAUAAUUAGUACAUUUUAGAUAGUCAUGCUGUAGACUAACCAAUGGUUACUGUUUAGGGACUAUGACAUAGAGGCUAGAGCAUAUAGGUCGAUAUAAUCAUGCAUAUGCUUUAGAAUUUUGGAUCAAAGUCCUAGUUUUUGUUGUCAAUGCAGAGAAAAAUUCAUCCUGAUCCUUGCUGUAUGUUGGUUUUUCGAACAUCAAUUUUGGCAAAGCUUUAUACGAAAA
Erigeron canadensis is the source of this 5247-nucleotide messenger RNA. RefSeq lists its product as uncharacterized. Bases 136 to 4965 code for a protein of 1609 amino acids. Gene Ontology annotation, biological process: regulation of transcription by RNA polymerase II. The record is from RefSeq and is a predicted model, not a curated record. Gene Ontology annotation, cellular component: histone deacetylase complex; chromatin. Gene Ontology annotation, molecular function: histone H3K9 demethylase activity; chromatin DNA binding; transcription coregulator activity. The transcript is spliced from 16 exons. Lineage: Eukaryota; Viridiplantae; Streptophyta; Magnoliopsida; Asterales; Asteraceae.